AUGCAAGCAACAGAAAGAUGCUUCAGGAAGUUCGCGGUUAUUAUCUACCCGCAUACACGAGUUCAAAGCAAAGCACAAAUCAGAAGACCAACUUUUAUGUUGAUGUCAUUCCUAUCUCAUGUGUUAAAAUGCAAUCAAAUGUCUUGCCUUUUUCAGACUUGUUGGAUAGAAUUAUUUAAAUCUUUUCCAUUUGAAUGUGCACAUCUUUUACAACUAGUCUUGAUGGAGACGAAGCUCCUUGGCAAUAGUCACAUUAGUUAA
This is a messenger RNA of Clunio marinus, 261 nucleotides long. The record is from the annotation of a GenBank genome assembly. NCBI's taxonomy places the organism in Eukaryota, Metazoa, Arthropoda, Insecta, Diptera, Chironomidae.